CCGUUUUUUUUUUUUUCUCUUCCCGUCUCAUUUUUUUUUGUUUACGAACGACGGUUGCUUGACAGGCAGCGGGUGCCCCGCGAGGACAACGACGACUUGCAAGCGAACGGUCUGCCGCCGCCGCCACCGUUGCCGCCGCCGCCACCAGUAGUUUGUGAUAAUAAUGUUUUUGUAAAUUAGCGAUGCGAGCGAGUGCGUCGUGUUCGGAGCCCACCGAAGGUCACAUGACCACAUCUCGGCACCCGUCGUUGGCCCGUUAAACGUCCGUUUUUCGCGCGCAUAACGUACAUAAGCAUAUACGAUAAUAUUAUACACCGUACGCGGACGUGCGUGCCACACAGUCGGGCCUAUCUGUUGGCGCCACACAACAGCUGUGCCCGCGCGCAUUUUUCUUUGUAUUUUUUCUGUCGUUCGCCGUUGGCCCAUCAGCUCUCGCCGUGUGUUCCUCAGACAUCCGCGGCGCCGUCCGCCGACGACCGCAUCCCGGGUGCGACGUGCACUCCGAUUUUUGGCGGGUUUUCGCGGCCGUCGGUUAACGGUCGUCGUCGGCCCCGUCGCUGUUAGCAACCAGCGACAACUGCUACGCGGACACCGUUAAACCAUGUCCGGCAGGCCGAAGCGCCGGGGACGUCCCCCGAAGAGCCCUGGCGAGGGCAAGACAAAGUUUCAGAUGCACCUGCUGAAGAAACCCAAGUACUUGCAGAACGUCGAAACGGACGCCGUCGCUGUCUCUCCUGUCCGGCCUGCAGUGUCUUCUCGUCGCAGUGCUCCUGCUGCGUCCACGGCCAAUCGCGGCAUUGCAGCCGCUAGAACGCCGUCUCGCACCACCAGGCGUUCUACCCAAAAACCCAAGACUCCGGCCUCGGUUAAGCCCAAGACAUCUCGUCCUUCAACCAGUAAGAAGAAGAAGCCCGCUGCUCAUUCCUCGGACAAGAGUCAUGACUACCACUAUGGUUCUGACUUUGAUGAGUCCGAAAAAAGUGAAGACGAACCUUCUGACAGUGAACAGUCCGACACAAAUGUUGAAGAUGCGGAUGAUGUCAGUGAUAGUGAUUUCUCUGUUUCGGGUUUUUCUGUUGCUAGCCGUGCACGCAAAAGCAACGUCUCCUACAUUAGAAACCCAAGUCCCGAACCUUUAUGGCUCAGAGAUGAAGAGAUUCCCAAGCUGGAAUUGCCCAAGUCUUCUGAAGACCUUUUAGUGCCUAAUGAACAUGUUAUGCAAGCCUUAUGUGUUUACGAAGUAUUAAGGCGAUUUAAAAGCCAAAUAAGGUUGUCGCCUUUUCGAUUCGAAGAUUUUUGUGCUGCUCUUGUCUAUGAAGAGCAAAGUUACUUGUUGGCCGAAAUUCAUAUUAUGCUGCUUAAAGCGAUAUUACGUGAAGAAGAUUUGCAACAAACACAUUAUGGAGCGGUUGACCAAAAAGAUAGUAUUAACAGUAUUUUUUAUUUUAUGGAUACUAUUACUUGGCCCGAAGUCUUACGUUCAUAUAUAGAGUCGGAUAAAUCAUUUGAUCCAGAAGUUCUUAAGGUUUUCCACUGUGGUGAUGAAUAUCCUUUUACCAAUACUAAAAACAGAUUAACAGUACUACAAUUUCUAACUGACCAGUUUAUUACAUCCACUCCAAUUCGAGAAGAUUUUAUUCAUGAAGGCCAUAGUUUUCAAUACGAUGAUCACUGCCGAGUGUGCCAUAAAGUAGGUGACCUUUUAUGUUGUGAGACAUGUCCUGCUGUAUUUCAUUUAGAAUGUGCAGAACCUCCACUAAAUGAUGUACCUACAGAAGAUUGGCAGUGUAAUUUAUGCAAAGAACAUAAAGUUAUAGGAGUUUCUGAUUGUAUACCUGAUGAUGAGAAAUCAGGUUUAUCAUCUCGUCAGGAACACUUAGCAUAUGAUCGUCAUGGUCGUAAAUAUUGGUUUUUAGCAAGGAGGAUACUUGUUGAAAAUGAGGAAACUACUGAGUGUUGGUAUUAUACAACUGAAGAACAACUACACUUAUUAAUAGAUUCAUUGGAUUCUCAAAUGGAAUCUGUUCUUUUCAAUGAAAUACAAAAAAUUAAAGAUGAAAUUCAUAGGCAAAUGAAAAUCACUAUGGAUCUUACUCUACAAUAUCGGCCAUCUAAUCGGAAAACUUUUUUAGAAAUAGAAAACUCUAGUAUUAUAGGGAUGAGAGAAGAAAUGCAAAAAAAAAAGGAAGAAUUGGAAAAAAGUAUCAGUGAAGAAAAUGGUUGUAGUUUAAAAGAUACUAAUGAAAUAAAUGAACGUUCUAAUGAUGUAUCUAUGGACAAAAAUGAAAAUGAAGGAGGUAGUGAUGAAAAUUCUACUGAUAUUGAUGAUGGAGAACAUAAUCAUAGUUUGAGAAAUACACGUAACAGAUUUUUACGUCCAAAACCUGCACAAGCAUCACAACGCAAUACACCCGAACAGCCAAAGAAAUCUCUUUUGGCUGAUAAUUCUUCUCCAGCUCUUUUACAUAUUGAAUCCAUGGGUGCUAGGCUAACAAGAUUCAAAGCACAGCACAUAGCAGCUGGUACAUAUUUGUACAAACUUGGAAUGGACAAUGGUUUUAAAACAUAUGUAAAUCAAUAUAGUUCAAAUUCAACAGCAUUAAAUAAAAUACAAAAGAAUGAAGAACGUGACAAAAAACGAUAUAUGUCCCAUAAAUUUUCACUUACAGGAUCGGGUGAAUAUAAGUGGUGUGGACAGAUAUUUGGUUCCCGGUCGACGCUUAUUAGUACUGUUAAACAAACAAUUAUUGCAUUGGAUAACUUAUUACCAUCAUCAUUGAUGCACAUAAAUUGGUCAAUGUUACGUAAACCCUGGUUAAAUCAAGUUAACUCUUGUUCUACUCCUAAAGACUUUGCAAGAGUGAUGAUAGUUCUAAUGUCUUGCAUAAAACCAGUUGUCUACGCACCGGUUUGGCAUGAACAACUUGGUCAUGUAAAAAUGUAUCGUAUUACACAUGCGGAUCGUGAGGAAAAGAAAAAAACUGACAAAAAAGAUAAAAAAGAUAAAGAUGCUGAAGAAGAAGAGCGAAAUAGAUUGACCAUACAUUUUGUUAAAUAUACACUUGGUUUAAAACAUCAAGUUCAUAAACAAAAAGGAGAAGAGUAUAGAAUUCAUGGACAAUGGGGAUGGCAAUGGCUAUCUAAAACACGAGACUAUAAAUUAGCUGAUUCCUCUAAACAGGGUUUAGCAGGAGGUCCUGCCAAGAGAAUUUUUCAAGGCAAAGAUGACAAAGGGUUGAAAACAUUUUCAACCUCAGAAACACUUUAUGAAUCUGUAAUAAUGAAAGAAUGUAUUUUUGAUUCAGAAGUAUCAAGUGUAAUUCCUGAAGACCAAAGUGUGACACAUUUAGAUAAUAUUUCAGAUGUUGAUGUCAUGAACAUGAAAAUCCUUUCACCAGUGGACAAACUUGAUGAAAAUGUUAAUAUUAGCGAAGCAUUAUGUACUACUAGUCGUAUAUUGUAUCCAAAACUUGCCAAAAAGUGUAAAACUGAUAUGUUUUUGCCAAGAAGGAUGCAAUUAAAAUUAGCUGAAGAAAGAUCAUUAAUGGUGAAAAGUGCUCCUACUCCAAAACCAAUACCAGAGAAUGAAAUUGUUACACCUCCUAAUGUUUCUGCAAUAUCAACAGAAACUAUGAACAAAAUGAGAGAAAAAUCUUAUAUGUUGAAUACGUUACAAAAAAGAGUAAUUGAACUUAAACAGCAUUACCUUUCAUUUAAUACCAUGUCUGAACACAUGAUAUGCUAUAAUAGUAGUUGUCGAGCUGCUAAUAAAUCUAGCAUAACUUCCUCAUGUUACAGUCCUCUGUGUAUUAGACAUGUGAGUGUAAGAAAUGAACUUUUAGCAUUACUAAGAAGAAUGAACGUUUUAAAAUCUGAGUUGACUGAAUUAAAAGCAUUAGUGCCCAAAGAUCAUGUUGCUUUUAGUUCAAAGUUAGAAAAUACAUCAGGUCAAUCAGUAAAGGAAAUAAAAAUAGAGACUAGUGUGAAAAAUGAACAAGUUAUAGUGAAAAAAGAAAAUGUAGAUAUAAAAUCUGAAAAUAUCAUCUUACCUAAAGAUAUUAAAUCAGAAAAUACCCUACAGAAAGACAUUAAAUCAGGAAAUGUCACCCCACAAAAAGAUAUAAAAUCAGAAAAUGAAGAUGAACAAGAUGUAAAAGUUGAUGUCACCAGCAGUCCAACUGGACAAAGUAUUUUGAAGCCUGCGAGAAAAAGAGGUGGUGCUAAACGAGAAGGUAUUUUAGUUGAUUGUGUAGACGAUGGUCGUUUUUAUUCUACAGAUGAUACUCGAAAAAAGAUUUAUUUGAAGAAACUCCCAAGUAGUACAAUUGUUAAAAAAAAAGCAGAAAAAAUUAAUUAUCCUCCGACUUCACGAUUUUAUACACGCAGUAAACGUUCUAGUUUAUUAAUAUUACCAAAACACGAACUCCGUAAAUUAGCCAGGCAUGCAGGACAUGAUAUAGUUAAUGGUUACAAUCCAAAUAGCAAGACUAAUAAUACUGUCUGGCCUUAUCCGUGCCCUAGACCGUAUUUUAAAACAUGCUGGUUAUACAGAACAGUAAUGUUCAACACAAUAUCAGCUGCUGCUUUACAAUUAAGAAUUUUAUGGGCAUGUUUGAAAUGGGACGAAUUGACUGCUAAAACUGCCCACUUGGCUAGUAAACGAGAAGUAACUACUGAAACUGAAUUAGUUACUACUGAAACUCUUGAAUGUCGUACAUCUGGCCAAUUCAAGGAGCAUACUGAAUAUUUAAUACGUAAAGUAGUUAUACCAUUAGAUGUCCCAAGACAAGUGAGAGAGGUUACACCUAUUCGAAGUGGUUUAAGAAAACGUAAACGAGAAGAAGCUCCAAGAAAUACAGCUCCACAAGUGUCAGAAGUAUGGGUUGAUGAAAGUAAAUUAGAACUUGUAGAAAUCAAACAGUUCCAUGAAAGAGUGGAACGUGAAAUGCAGAUGCAACAAGCUAUGAAAACACGUGCAUCUUCAGCUUAUGUUAAUAAAUUAUCAAAUAAUGAUUCUUCUCAUAAUAGAAGUAUUAAUGACAAACUUCGUGUACAGAACUCUGAAACAACUGAGCACAUAAAAGAACAACUGGAGCAGUCUCUCAGAGCUCAAAGAUUAGCUUAUAAAAGGUCAUCAGUAAAUAAUGAUUUAAAUUCUUCGGGUAAAAAAAUGUGUUUAGACAAAUCAAAUUCACACAGUCCAGUAACUAGUAGUUCAACUCAACGUAUGAAACUUGUACCGGGUGAAGGAGGAAAAUUAAGACUGAUGCCUAAUAAUAAAACAGUAGUUCAAAAUUCAACUUUAAUACAAUCUUCACCUCGAAUUACUGCUAAACCUACAACUACUACUCCAUCAACACGUCGUAUAUUCAUGACCAAAUGUCCAGAUGGAAAAACCAGAUUGAUGACUACACCCAAAGCAAUUGUUUCUGACAGUGGAGUGAUGAAUCAAAAUUCAAUCAAAAUACAGUCUUCCAACUCUCAGAUAAUAACUACAAAUAAUAUAACUCAACAAAAAUUGCAAUGUAUUAAAGGUGAAGAUGGUAAAAUACAAUUAAAAGGUCUUUUGCCAGGUCAACAACUCAUUCAAUUACCUGAUGGGAAAUUGCAUGUAACUAAUUACAUAAAUCAAACCUCUUCUCCUCGAACUGUGCAAAUAGCAAAAAAUACUAUAAUAGCAAAUAAUAAUAAUUUUACAAAAUCUGGCCCUCAAACAAUUAUUUUAAACAGAGGACCACAGCCCAUUCAACAAAUUAUAAAACCUCAAAAUUCUCAGAUGGUAGUCUCUAGUGGACAGUUGGUAAAUGUUUCACAAGGACAACAAAUGAUUGUUCAACACAUUAAUCCAAAUAAAGCUACUAUAGCUACUAUAAAUGGACAACAAGUUUUGAUUCGCCCCAAUACUGUUAACUCUACCAACAUCAUAACUAGCGGUAGUCAAACAAUUAAAUUUGUACGCCCUCAACAAAAUAUACAGAAGGUGAUUCCAUCCCUGCCACCAUUAACACCACGAGCUGGUCCGUCAACAACAAAUAGCAUUGUUCAAGAUCAACAUGGAGGAUCAGUCGUUCAAAAGACUGUAUCUAUGCCAAUAGUGGAUGAACAAGAAAAAUUACUGUUAGCUAAUCAACCACCUGGUACUGUUAUUAAAUGCAUCACAGCUCAAGUUAUACAAAGUCCAACACAUGGUAAUAAGAUUGUACUACAAGGGUUGCAAGGUAACGAUUUUACUCCUCAGCAGUUGCAACUUGUACAGCAACAAGUUAAACAACAACUACUAAAAGCUCAAGAAUCCAGUGGUACUCAAGGAGUUUUAGGUCCCACAAAGAUUUACUUAGCUGUUCAACCACCUGAUUCUCAACCUUCAACUAUCCAGAAAACUAAUACUUUGACAACUAAUGCAGUUCAGACAACUUCAACUAAACCAAUUGAAUCAACUUCUCAACCAUCGACAAUACCUGCUUCAGCUAAUGUUCCUGAAAGCUCAACUCAAAUGAAAACUUCUGAACAAUCAUUAAAGUCACCACAAAAUCAAAAGCUUGUGAUUAAAGAUGAACCUGUUGAUUCCUCCUCAAACUCAUUUGUAGUAACUCCAAACUAUAUUAGUCAAUCAAUAAAAAAUGUUUUAAAAAAUGAAGAUUUAAACCCUGAGACCCAAGAAAAACUAUUACAAUUGCAGAAAUAUCAAGAACAAAAAUUGCGAGAUCCAGUGCCUCAGCCUUCAACAUGUUAUGUUAGAAAUUCACCAGAUAGAAAGCGCCCGUUAGAUUCUGAUAAAUUGUCGUCAGAAUUUGAGCCACCUAAGAAAUCCAACGAACGUGAUAAUUCUGGAUCAUUGAUAUCUCCUCCUGAACAAUCAAAACUAUAUCAGACGUUAAAGCAAGGUGAUGAUCGUCGUAAAAUUCAACAACAAUCAAAACUCCAGGUUAGCUUGUUCAAACAAAAAGAAUUAUUGAAAAAAGAUAUACUAAAAAAGAGGGCGCUUCUGGAAAAAGAAUUGCAAAUCGAUAUUCAGAAUGAAAUAGCAGCUAAUGUUACAAUUUCUACAGCUGAUUCAACAACCACAUCAAAUAAUGUGAUAACUGAAAAGUCUACCCCGGUAACACCUACUCCUCCACAGGUGACUCCUCCACCACAAGGUAGCAGUAAACGUAAACACGCUUCAGGUCCACCUACUACAAUACAGACUACACCACAUGCAAAUAGUAAUUCUAAGACAAGUAAUCUUGGACCUGGUCGACGACGUCCAGUCAAGAUAUCCCCUCCAGCACCUAGCAGAAAUCAUUCACGGCCAACAUCAUUAACCCCAACAAAGAAAUCUAGUCCAAAGAAAAGCAAGAAAGAAAAGAUCAUGUGUAUUUGUCGAACACCUUAUGACAGCUCGCAAUUUUAUGUUGGAUGUGAUAUGUGUCAUAAUUGGUUCCAUGGAUCUUGUGUAAACAUCACUGUGCAAAUGUCAAGAAAAAUAUCAGAAUGGUUUUGUCCGGAGUGUAAGCGUUCCAAAGAUCCAGAAGUUCUUUAUUGUAUAUGCAAAAAACCUUAUGAUGAUCAACAAUUUUAUAUUUGCUGUGACAAAUGUCAAGAUUGGUUUCAUGGUAGUUGUGUUGGAGUAUUACAGUGCGAAGGUGACAAAAUGGAGGACUAUAAUUGCCCUAGAUGUAUGCGUGACUCUGAAAUUAAUUUUGCUAAUUUGCAUCCAUUGAACCAACAAGACAAUGAAGACUUAUUGAAACUCAUCAAACAAAUACAGUCUCAUAAAAGUGCGUGGCCUUUCAUGGAGCCAGUUGAUCCUCAUGAAGCUCCCGAUUAUUACAAUGUGGUCAAAGAACCAAUGGACUUGAAUUGCAUUGGUAAGAAUGUGGCCAAUAAAAUGUAUAAAACAUUAACAGAUUUUAUUCGUGACAUGAUAAAAGUAUUUGACAACUGCAGAUAUUAUAAUCCACGUGAAUCGCAAUUUUAUAAAUGUGCAGAAAUUCUUGAGCAAUUCUUUGUGGCUAAACUGAAAAAUCUAAGGGACAAAAUCUGUGAGCAGUACAUGGAAGCUUAAUAAUUAUAUAGUAUAAUUUGAUAUAUUUUAUAUUAUUAUAUUUUUUUUCUGUUCAUUGAUAAAAAACAAUUUUUUUUUAUAUCAUAUCUUUUGAUUAAGAAUCUAAAUUUGCCUGCUAAAUGGUUUACUUUAUUCUUAAUUAUUUUAUUAUUAUUUUGAUAAUUAUUGAUCUUCAAAGUAAAAUGUAUAUUUUUAGUUCACUUUUAUUUGUUUACUACUGAUAUUGCCAUUUUAUAUGGACAGUUCACUGCCUUAACAACAACAAGCUAUAACAAUAUUUUAAUAACUGCUGACAUAUUAAUAGCUUACCAUUGUAAUUGUUUGUAUCAAUUUUCUAAGGAUACUAUUGUACCAGAUAGUUUUAAUCCUAAGUUACUGUUGUUUUUAUCGGUGUUUAAUGUUUGUAUAAUCGCUCAUAACACUCAUUCCAAGUAUAAAAAUCAGAAUAUAUUUUUAUCAACAUAGGUUUUUUUGUAUAAAUAAAUUAAGUGUGAAGGUGACGAUAUUUAUG
Molecule: messenger RNA, 8558 nt
Organism: Sipha flava (yellow sugarcane aphid)
Lineage: Eukaryota; Metazoa; Arthropoda; Insecta; Hemiptera; Aphididae
Gene: E(bx)
Product: nucleosome-remodeling factor subunit NURF301
Exons: 36
Coding region: 602-8047 (2481 amino acids)
Biological process (GO): regulation of transcription by RNA polymerase II
Cellular component (GO): NURF complex
Molecular function (GO): RNA polymerase II cis-regulatory region sequence-specific DNA binding
Source: RefSeq, a predicted model, not a curated record